AUGGCCAGUGCUGCACCGGCCGCUUUAUCCACAAAGGAAACAACAAACUAUGCCAGGUUGUGCCGUCUGCUGGUUGAUAUUGGAACCCAAGCUCUUCGAGAUACGUUUGAUGCCAUCCAUGCACCAGGAAAUUUACACUCAGUUUUGGCGGCAAAGAAGCCCACCUUACAAUCUCUUAGAAAGAAGAAGGUUAUUAAUCACACACAAUGGGGGAAACUUUACCCUGCCAUCCUUACCUCAGUGUCUUCUCGUGACUUUGACACAACUUUACUGAUGGUUCUGUUACGGAACCUGUGCGGCUUUACUGCUCCGCUGACCGGCUGGGACGCACUGCCUGCCGUAACAGACCUUAGCAAAGUAGCAGACAUUGCCCGAGUUAAGUAUUUUAGGAACACUGUGUACGGUCACGCUGAGAAAGCUUCUGUUGAUGACGUGAAGUUCAAUGACUACUGGCGUGACAUCAGGGACACUCUGGUCAGACUGGGAGGUGUUACUUAUGAAGCUGCCAUUGACAAUCUUAGAAACGAGUGCAUGGAUCCUGAAGUUGAAGAUCACUUCAUGGAAUUACUGAGUCAAUGGAAAAAGGACGAAAACAACAUUAAAGAUCAGCUGGACGUAAUUAAGAAAAAUCUUGAAGUCCUGACGUCAAAAGAUGAAGGUAAGAUACAUAAGUAAUUUGUAAAUUAUCAUGGAUGAAAAGGUUGAAAGCCUAUCAUUUUUUAAUAUGUUCGGUAAGGGAGGAGUUUUUCGUUGCUACAAAAAGGAGUCGGGCCCGCCCUUUGACCUUCCCGGCUAAUACUUUUGACGGACUAGCAUUCAGUUGUAGGUGAAAUGACAUAACAGCCCCACCCUUACCCCAUACUUUUUGGAUAUGAAUGACAAAUGUGAUGCUUUUCUGUAAUGAUAAAAACGAGGAUGCAACAUUAAUAUUUACAACCAUUGGGGAUUUAAGUGAAAUAGUUCUUUCACUGAAGGACACAAAAGAAGAAAUGCUCAGUUUAGGAGUCGACCAUCAGAUAAAUAUUUGAGAUUUUAUUCCUUUGAGCGAUAGGAGACUUUUAGCUGGGCCGUGAAAGAACAGUUUCACGCGGAGAAAAUGAUAAUAACUAAAACAAAAUUUAAAUGUUGGGGAUUUUGUACAGGUUUCUAUUGUAAGACGGAAAGGGGUGGUUCCCACGGUCUGUAUCACACCCAGGGGCUUGUUCCAUUGGUCAUAAAGCGCUGCAGCUCACGUAUGUUUACAGGAGUGUUCAUAGUUUCUAGCCAUGCUCUCUUCCUGAUGGUUAAUAAAUUUUUUCGUGCUAGAUCAAGCUCCUGUUGGAAAUCGAGUUGACAGAGAAAACCAUGGGAACUGUUUAUUUGGUUCUAUUCUGGGGGUAUUGACUGGAUAUGGUGAUCUGCAUAGCGGCCAGGUACGUGCAAAUCCGUCGCUGAAGCUUCUUAUCAGCCAUAUCUUAGGUUUUAUAUCAUUUAUCACUGAGCUGGAAAAAAAAAUGUAAAAAAAAAAAAAAAAAAAAAAAAAAACAGAUGUAACUUCGUCUUUUCGGGAACUAGGUUCUUCAUCCUCGAGAGGACACCAAUUUGGCAAUUUGCUUUCUGACUGACUUGUUAAAUGUGUGCACCAAAGCUAAAUUUAUUAUCUAUAAAGACUCUUGCUUAUAGUGUUAAGGAACUCCAAUUCAAUUUCUUCAUUGUCAAUGAAAAUCUGCGCCUCUUGUGUAUUCCUUGCUUUUGAGGCUAGACACAGUGUCUGGAAUUUGUCGUUGUUUGCCGGCAAGAAACUAUUUUUAUACCAGUCGGAUACAAUCUUAGCCUUGUUGUUUAACAGAGUAGCAAUGUUUCAAUCAGCUGAUGAGAGGCACAUAUUUGAAGAUCGUCUGCGUACGUAGAAAAAUCAUAGUUGUUAAUACUAUAACUUAAGUCAUUCUGAAACAUGUUCGACAGCAAUGGUUCGAGACAUGAUCCUUGAGGGCAGCCUUCUCUUAUAUCAUGCCAAGAGCUGUUAACUCUAGCAAACUUAACCCUUCCUUGCCGAUCUUGGAAAUACGAUCUUAAUAGAAGCAAUGACUCGUCAGAGAAAUUACAGGCUUGUAGUUUCUUGAUCAUGAGCGACGGAAGGAGAGAGUCAAAUGCUUUGCUAGUGUCAGUAGAGGUGACCCCCACAAACUUUCCCUUGUCAUUGGCCAGUCUCCAAUCUUCUAUGAAUUUUAUUAGGGCUGUCUGACAGCUUUGACCCUUUCUGUAGGUUAACAUGUUUUGGGAAAGAUGCGAAUCCACUUUGGUUACUACUUGCCUGCUUAGCAACUGUUCAAAGAUUUUGUUGACAACAUUUAACACUAUCACGGGCCUAUAGUUCUUCACUAUUUUUUCAUCUUUCUUGAAAACAGGUACCCAAUCCCUUCUCUUCCAUCUCUUGGGAUAAUACCCAGAUGUUAUUGAUAGAUUAAAGAUUUUGUUAGUGAGGGUGCAAGUUCCUUUGCUUAUACCGUCAAGAUUCUUGGCGGUAUUAAGUCGGAACCAGUGGACUUUGAAGGAUUAAGACCAUCUAAGGCUUUAGCAGUUUCGCCUUAAGAGAUCUCUGUAAAUGCGAACGUAUCAGUUGAAGGCCAGUUGUUUUCAAUGUUUGUGACACUUGGAUGGCUAUAAAAUCGUCCUCUGUUGAAGAUAAGCUAGAUUUACCACCAAUAUCGUUAGCCAAGGUAUAAAAAAUAACCAGCAAAUUCUUUCGCAACCUCGUUUUGGUCUUUAGCUACAGUUCCAUUCACAUUCAAUAAUAUACAAUCAUUAGCAGAGGAGGUUUGAAAGUUUUGAAGAAUUCUCGUGGUUUAGAGUUCAAUUCCUCAGAUUUUUACUUAGGGAUUUUUUAAAACUAAUUUUUUUUAAAAUUUAAAUUUACUUCUUUCAUCUUAAGCUCACAUUUAAAGGACGAGAAAUUUACUACAGCUCCCACGAAAGGUUUCACUCUUUAAGAGAGCCUUGGGUUUACGACGCCAGAGCCUGUGACAUGGAAAGUGAUAUCAGCUGUGAGGCAUGUGGUUAUCAUGACAGGUACGAUGCUGUGCAGCAUGCUGUGGAGGAACUCAAGGGAAUGCUCAAGAGUAAAGGGCUCCUUUACGAGUCGUGAUUUGGCAUGCAUGUUUCUCUGCAAAGUGCAGAUCAAUUCGAAGCUUCAACAUCCCCCGAGCAACCCACCGGCAUUUGACCGUCGCCCGCGCCCAGGGUUGGGCAAUUUGAACCUUGCCUGGCUGGAGUGGGGAUUUUGAACCAGAAGUGUCGAGUCUUUCCAGCAAAACAAACCAGUCUUUAAAAGUUCAGAUACCGUGGGUUUGCCCGAGGGAGG
Molecule: messenger RNA, 3340 nt
Organism: Pocillopora meandrina
Lineage: Eukaryota; Metazoa; Cnidaria; Anthozoa; Scleractinia; Pocilloporidae
Source: the annotation of a GenBank genome assembly